UACCGGAAAAAUAAGUUUCACUUUACUGGAAAUCAGAUCAUCUAUUUCUAGGAAAACAAAACAGAAAGUAACUUCACAUGACAGAAUAAAGGGAGGGACCUGUUAUUGUACUGACAUAAGUGCAGAGCUGUAUCCUCGGAAAUACUACCUAUAGCAGAACAUUGCAUGUACAGAAGACAAAAACUCCUGGAUAAAAGAUUGGAUACUAUCUUUACCAUGUAUGAAUCUCUCCUACAAAGUGAGAUGCAGUGUGAAUAAUCUGAACCAAAUGUGAGAUGGCUGAAAGUGUACCCACAGUGGAAAGCUCAGAUGAGGAGGAGUUCUAUGAUGCACCUGAAUCCUUCUCUGAGCAAAACUGUGAGAAAGGAGAGAACACUCCAGCAACAGCACAGUCUGACUAUGUCCUUCCACCUGAAGUAACAGUUCUCAAUGCUGAUCAGGAGACUGUUUGUCUUGGUUUACCACUCACUGAUCACUCUUGUUGGUAUAAACUACAAGUAGAUUACUCCUGUGACACACACAAAGGCAGUUUGAUUACAAAGGACUUCAGCACUGUGAAGGUUGAGGGACUGAAUCCUGGGACUGAAUACACUUUCAGUAUCACAAGGAUUGCAGAUAAUGGAAGUCGAAGCAAAGCAACCUCGCUAUCUGUCUUCACAGAGCCCAGCCCUCCUGCGCAGAUUGCUGUCUAUCAGGCCAACAGUGAGUCACUGUCUCUGCGUUGGGACCCUCCUGUUGGUGAAGUGAAGAGUUAUAUUGUGACCUGUUGCAGUGAGGGAGAAACUGUGCAUGAGUUGACAACAGACACAAACAACCUGACUAUCAGCGACCUGAAGCCAGGGGCGUGUUACUCCCUCCAAGUUUCUGCACAGCAUAGGAAUGGAAGAAUAAGCAAGGCGACUGUAACAUCUGCCCACACAAAGACACGCCUGGAGAGCUUACUGGAGGAUCUGGGAUUGGAGCGGCACUACACAGAGAAGCUAUCCCUGAGCACAAUACUACAGAUUGAUGAGAAGACCAUCACUGAUAAAACUGCAAAGUGUAACUCAGAUCUUCCAUGGUAUUUUCUAAAGAAACUAAUGAUGGUUAAUGUGGCAGCUAGGAAUGUGAAAUGUACAUCUGUAGGUGAUGAAAAGACAGAGGUAAAAUUUGAUAAUUUGUUUGACAGUCCACAUUCAGGGCCCAUCUAUGUCCACGUGAAGCAGUUCUGA
This is a messenger RNA of Morone saxatilis (striped sea-bass), 1211 nucleotides long. RefSeq names its product receptor-type tyrosine-protein phosphatase eta-like. Lineage: Eukaryota; Metazoa; Chordata; Actinopteri; Moronidae. The record is from RefSeq and is a predicted model, not a curated record. The coding region runs from base 276 to 1211 and encodes 311 amino acids. The transcript has 7 exons. Gene Ontology annotation, molecular function: protein binding.